Molecule: messenger RNA, 720 nt
Organism: Rhagoletis zephyria (snowberry fruit fly)
Lineage: Eukaryota; Metazoa; Arthropoda; Insecta; Diptera; Tephritidae
Gene: Cpr30B
Product: Cuticular protein 30B
Cellular component (GO): extracellular matrix
Source: RefSeq, a predicted model, not a curated record
CUAAGCUUGUUAGCACCUAGCGCGCUGAUCAACUGCUCCGAUGAUGUAUAAAUAUGCGCGCAGGAUACCAAUAUACAAUCAAACUUCGUUUGCACUUUGCAGCGCACGCACUUCACGGACGGAGAUCGUACAUUUCGAGAGAACUGAGAAAAUGAUUAAUAAGUUGCUUAUUCUCACCAUAGCCGUUCUACACGUGCACGCCGUGGUUGAACUCAGAGAUCUUCAUGAGGAGCAUGGCCCAGUCGCCUAUGAGUUCCACUAUGCCGUACACGAUCCACACACUGGCGAUAUUAAAUCGCAGAAAGAAGCACGCAAAGAUGAUCGCGUUGAAGGUGUUUACGAGCUGAUCGAUCCCGAUGGUCAUCACCGCGUCGUCCACUACAAAGCAGAUGAUCACAGUGGCUUCGAAGCUGUUGUUUCACGUGAACCUACAAAUAUAAAAAUUCCAGUCCCUGAAGUGCAUCAUAAGCUAAUUGCUACCAAGCUAUUGACACCGACAUUGCUGCAUCAUUAGAACGUCCAUUUGUGCAUAGAUAAUAUAUUAUGAAAAGAAAGUCAACCAUAGAAUACUCGAUACGACACAGUCAUAAAUAUAUGAGAAUGUAAGAAUCCCGACAAAACAAGGAGAAUUUCGGAACAAGAUGCAUUUACUCAUAUUCACACAUACAUAUGUACACACAUAUUUUCUUAAGUCAUCCAUUUAAUAGAAGUUAAGUUUUA